GCGGGCGCGGGGAGGGAGGGCAAGGAGCCUGCGGGAGGGAGGAUGAAGAGGAGCUGGCGCAGUGCCGGCUGGCCACCCCGGGGCGGCAGGGACGGGGCUGCGGGGCCGAGCCCCGCACCUCCAGGCCAGUGACACGGGGCCGGGCCCCCGGACAUGCCGUAAGCGCUGUGGUUAGUGGGGAGGCUUCGGAUCAGCCAGCGUUUGCGGGGAGCUGCCGGGAAGAGCUUAUUCCAUGUCGGAGCAGCAUCGGCACCCUCGCCCCGUGCCACCCGCUCCCCCUGUGCCCCGGCCAGCCCAGGAGAGGAGAGGGAGGGCUCACAGAGAGCAGCUGAAGCAGAGGAAAAGGUGACCAGGAUGCUGCACCAUGGGAAGCACUGGAGGUCCAUGUGCAAGGGGCUCGUCCUGGGGACCCUCCUGACUAGCUUCAUGCUGCUGCUUUACUCCUACGCCGUCCCUCCACUCCAAGUCAGCAUGGCAGAGAUCCCCAUCUCCUCCUCCUGCUCCUCCUCCGCAGCCCCCGGCAAGGCUCCGGCCGUGGCGGCCAACGGCACGGGCAGCGCGUCGGGCCAGAGCUGCGUGCCCAAGGUGAACAUCAUGUUCAUGAAGACGCACAAGACGGCCAGCAGCACCAUCCUCAACAUCCUCUUCCGCUUUGGUGAGAAGCACCGCCUCAAGUUCGCCUUCCCCAACGGCCGCAACGACUUCUACUACCCCGCGUUCUUCGAGCGCAGCCAAGUGCAGCGCUACCGGCCCGGUGCCUGCUUCAACAUCAUCUGCAACCACAUGCGCUUCCACUACGAGGAGGUGCGCAAGCUCCUGCCGGCUGACACCACGUUCGUGACGGUGCUGCGGGACCCUGCCUACCUCUUCGAGUCCUCCUUCCACUACUUCGGGCGCAUCAUUCCCCUCACCUGGAAGCUCAGCGGGGACGACAAGCUGGCGGAGUUCCUCCGGGACCCUUGGCACUACUAUGACCCCAACGGGUUCAAUGCUCACUACCUCCAAAACCUCCUCUUCUUCGACUUGGGCUACGACAACAACAUGAACGCCAACAGCCCGCUGGUGGAGGAACACAUCCAGGAGGUAGAUCAGCGCUUCCACCUUGUCAUGUUGCUCGAGUACUUCGAUGAGUCGCUGGUGCUGCUGAAGGAGCUGCUGUGCUGGCAGCUGGAAGAUGUCCUCUACUUCAAGCUCAAUGCCCGGAAGGGCUCCACUGUGUCCCGGCUGACACCUGAGCUCUACGAGAAAGCCACCUCCUGGAACCUCAUCGACACCAAGCUCUACCGCUAUUUUAAUGCCACCUUCUGGCGUAAAGUGGAGGCCUACGGGAGGGAGCGGAUGGCCAAGGACGUGGCUGAGCUGCAGCGAGAGAAUGAGAAAAUGAAGAGCAUCUGCAUCGAUGGGGGACACCCUGUGGAUGCCAGUGCCAUCCAGGAGUCCUCCAUGCAACCCUGGCAGCCCCUGGGGGAGAAGUCCAUCCUGGGCUACAACUUGAAGAAGAAGAUCAACAAGAAGCACCGGAAGCUGUGCCGCAAGAUGCUGACGCCCGAAAUCCAGUACCUGACCGACCUGGGGGUCAACCUCUGGAUCACCAAGCUAUGGAGCCGUGUGAGGGACUUCCUCAAGUGGUAGGGGGUGGCGGGGGUCCCGCUCUCCCCCUGAAGGAACCAGGUGCUUUCCUUUUUCUUACUCAUGGUGUCUGUUGGUUGGACAUGAGCAGAACCCACUGGAGGCCCCGGCGCAGGGGGAUG
This is a messenger RNA of Pezoporus occidentalis (night parrot), 1751 nucleotides long. RefSeq names its product galactose-3-O-sulfotransferase 1 (gene GAL3ST1). Lineage: Eukaryota; Metazoa; Chordata; Aves; Psittaciformes; Psittacidae. The record is from RefSeq and is a predicted model, not a curated record. The transcript is spliced from 4 exons. Gene Ontology annotation, cellular component: membrane. Gene Ontology annotation, biological process: myelination; galactosylceramide biosynthetic process. Bases 355 to 1632 code for a protein of 425 amino acids. Gene Ontology annotation, molecular function: galactosylceramide sulfotransferase activity.